CUGUCUCUGCUCUUUUUCUCUUUCGCCCUCUCAAUUCCUUUUCUCACUUUCUUUCUCAUUUCCUUCUUCUUUCUCUCUCUCAAACUCAUGGAACUCUCGCCAUUCCCCGUGACUCCAAUCCUGAAACCAAACGCUAACCCUUAAAAAUCAAGCAUUUUUUCCACCUGAUAAAGUGUUUUCCCACCCCUUUUUUCUUCCAGAUUAUUCUCUCAUGACUUCUCAUUCUCACCACGCCCUCUUCCUCUCUCUACAACCAUGCGAUCCCCACAGUCCCUCCGCAACGGCGAAACUCCAUCUCCCCAUCCUCGAAUCCCUCCUCACCACUUCCACUCCACCGUCUCCGCUCAGAAGCUCCGCCGUUUCAACACCGUGAUCCUCGUUUUCCGACUCGCUUCCUUCUGCUUCUCCCUCGCUGCCUUCGUUUUCAUGCUCACCAACUCCCGCGGCUCCAAUUCUCCCCAUUGGUACGAUUUUGACGCUUUCAGAUUCGUUGUUGUUGCAAAUGCCAUAGUCGCCCUGUACUCAUUGUUCGAAAUGGGCGCCUCUGUUUGGGAGAUUUCAAAAGGAGCCACAGUGUUUCCAGAAAUCCUACAGGUCUGGUUCGAUUUCAGCCAUGAUCAGGUGUUCGCGUACCUGUUGCUGUCGGCGGAUGCAGCGGGGACGGCGCUGGCCAGGACACUGAAGCGGACGGAGACGUGUACGGAUGAUAACGCGUUCUGCGUGCAGUCGGACAUCGCCAUCGCGUUGGGAUACGGUGGGUUUCUGUUCUUAGGGUUUUCGUCCCUGCUAUCGGGCUUCCGAGUCGUCUGUUUUAUAAUCAACGGCUCUCGUUUUCAUAUUUAGAAAUUGAGGAGAGGGAGAGGAAGAAUGGAGGAAUAUUUGGAUGCGGGAGGGUGUAUUUCUUUUGCUAUGUACCUCUUUGUACCCCUGUGUUUGGAAUUUGCAUCAUUUGGCGUUGGGUGUCAGUGUGACAGUGACUUACGUUUGAAUGUUCUGUGCAUAUGAUAUGAGAUGAGAGGGAGCUCGCUCUGUGUGUAUUCUUUUUAUUAUUCCUAAUCAUGUGUAUUGCUCACUAAUUACGAUUAAAUUAAUAUUAAUGAAGCCAUCUAAGCAGCUAUUGAUGAUUUGAUUUUGA
Vitis riparia (riverbank grape) is the source of this 1135-nucleotide messenger RNA. RefSeq names its product CASP-like protein 4C1. The record is from RefSeq and is a predicted model, not a curated record. NCBI's taxonomy places the organism in Eukaryota, Viridiplantae, Streptophyta, Magnoliopsida, Vitales, Vitaceae. Bases 256 to 843 code for a protein of 195 amino acids. The transcript has 3 exons.